Molecule: messenger RNA, 1632 nt
Organism: Odontomachus brunneus
Lineage: Eukaryota; Metazoa; Arthropoda; Insecta; Hymenoptera; Formicidae
Product: golgin subfamily A member 6-like protein 6
Exons: 3
Coding region: 1-1632 (543 amino acids)
Source: RefSeq, a predicted model, not a curated record
AUGGGGGAGACAGAUAGGAAGGAUAAGGACAAAAUGGAGGGAGGGGAAAAGAGAAGGAAGCUGGACAAGGAGGAAGAGGAUGUGGACAAGGAUGAAGGGGAUGACGAAAGGGAGAUGGCAAGGAGAAUCGAGACAGCGGUGAGAAGUGCUCUCGGCCGGGUCAGAGAUGAGGGAAUGGAGAUGUAUAGGGGAGAGGAAGAAAGCGGAGAGGAAGAGAUGGACGAGGAGCAGGAAGAGAAAGGAAAUAAGGGCUGGCCGGACCCGGAGAACAAGCUCAAGAACCGGGAUUUUGUCCUCACCCGGAUUGGGUUCGCUACGGAUAGUGCCAACCUUAUCGAGCAGGCCACCACUAAGAGCAAGAGAUUGAGCAAGGCAGAAAAGGUUACCAUCACCGGGCAUAGUGACGCACUGAGGAGAUAUUGCAAGGAAAUUGGAAAAGUGUUUAAAUUAAGGACAGAGGCAUUGGAAGAAAGUGUUAGGGGAUGGGAAGAAUGGUGGAAUGAAAGGAAAGGCAGAGAAAAUAAGAGGUGGAAGGAGUUAGAGGAAUGGGAAAGGAAAGGAAAGCAAUGGGAGGCCGAAAGGAGUGAAUGGGUACGCAAAGAAAAGGAAUGGGAUAAGGAGAGGAAGUUAUGGGAAGCUAAAGAGGGAGUUUGGAAGAUAGACAGGAAGGGAUGGGAUAUGGACAUAAAGCAGUGGACCAAGGAAAGGGAACAAUGGAUAAAGGAAAGGGAAGAAGCGGCGAACACGACGGCGGAGUUGGCCGCACGGAAAAGGAUUGAAUGGGAAAUCAAAGAAGGGAAAUGGGAGCUGGAGAGGCAUAAGUGGCGUGCUGAUAGGAUGACCUGGGAAAGCAAGGAAAAAAGAUGGGGGCAGGAGUCGGAAGAGUGGAAUAUGGAAAGGAGGGGAUUGAUUAGGGAACGGGAAAAGGCGGCGAACUCAAUGACGGCGUUGGCCGCCAGGAGGAAUAACUCGACGGAUCGGGCCGAGUCUCCGUUUCCGGAGGUGCGGCCCGAUCUGAGGGACAGAGCGACGUCCCCCAUGCGGGACGCCGUGCAGAGGCGUCGGUCGGCGGUGGCCGCCGGGGCGCCGCCGACCGGGGAGGGGCCCUCCGUGCCCGCCGGGCCCGUCGCGGGGUCGUGGCUGGGUCGCGGCGGGUGGGGCGGGCGGAAGGAGAGGCAGGGGCCCAAAAUGGGGGGAAAGGGGGACGCCGGGCUUGGGGCGCCUGAUGGUGCCCAGGGUGCGCCGGUGCCGCCGGCGACGGCGGUGGUGGCGGUGCGCGUGGAGGGGGGCCUCUCGUACGCGGAGGCUAUCCGCAGGGUGCGGGAGGUCCCCCUCCAGAGAAUGGGGGUCCGUCCGGCCUUUGUGAGGAGAGCCGCGAACGGCGGCCUCCUCCUGGGGCUGGCGGGCCCAGACAGAGAAGGUAGGGACCGGGGAGCCGACUACCUGGCUGAUAAGGUCAGGGCGGCGCUCCCCGGGGCCUCGGGCUCCCCGCGUGGCGGCGGCCGUGACGGUGCCCGCACGGUCGGAGGUGCAGGACCCCUGAAAGCGGUUCAGUCCCUUGUAGACUGGGGCGUGAAUAGGGGGCUGGAGUCCAGUGUUCCUGUGCGGAAUUCCCGGGAACCAGUGGCAUAG